Fusarium keratoplasticum is the source of this 912-nucleotide messenger RNA. RefSeq names its product Cycloeucalenol cycloisomerase. Gene Ontology annotation, molecular function: cycloeucalenol cycloisomerase activity. The transcript is spliced from 3 exons. Lineage: Eukaryota; Fungi; Ascomycota; Sordariomycetes; Hypocreales; Nectriaceae. Bases 1 to 912 code for a protein of 303 amino acids. The record is from RefSeq and is a predicted model, not a curated record.
AUGACACAACCAUUAAAACGCACAAUCCCGCCACGUCAGAGUCUCGAGGACGAAAAGCUAUGGACAGAACGCGUCAUUUUGGCUCAAAGCCCGUUUUGGAUCAUUGCUGUCGCCUUGGUUAUAUCGACGGGCGUUCCGCGCCAUUGGAACGAUAUCGAAUAUCUACUCUUCUCAACGACGGUUGCAGCACCAUCCGUUGUGCUCCCCGCUCUCCUAUCUUCUCGUCGCGACCUCAACCAUCGACCAUGGUCGCACCGAUACUGGCUCAAGCUCAAUGUUUGGGUCGCUGUCGUCGUCUGUUUUGGGACGUACUUUGGUUCUCACUAUUUCUUCGACGCCGUGGGCCUGCGCUACAUCUUCAACGUUGACUGGAACUUUAGUUGGGUUAUUGUCGGGAAGAGCAGGCAGGAGGUUCCCGUGUUUAUGUAUCCCCUUACACAUGCCUACUUUAUGACCUACUUCACCAGCAUGAUGGCUGUUGAGCGAAAAAUUGUCCGCAGACUACAGCUCGGGUGGAUUGGGCGACAGGCACUUGUCCCGGUACUUUCAUAUGGUCUGGCGUUUGCGGAGAUCUUCGUGAUGGCUAAGAACCACGGCCUAGCAGAGGUGCAGGUCUUUGGCAAUGGAAGUCCCGGAAGUGCGGAUAGAGACAUCUAUAACGCCCGGGCUCUCAUCAAUCGAGACAAGUUGAAUGGCUACACUCCCACUGCAGCACUGAUCAAGCUAUUUGAUGAGAUGGACGUUCCUUACGUCGUUAAGUGGGCGGAUGAUGAGCCAAGCCGCCUCGUUGGCCUUGUCUGGACCUUUUCCUACUGUCUCCAGAUAUGGAAGCGGUUUCCCGAGAUCAUCAGCUUCGACAACACAUACAACACCAACCGCUUCAAGCUUCCGUUAUUCCAGGCAACAGGAUAG